AUGGAGCUGGAGAAAACCUACGCGACACCCCGAGCCGGCCGCACAGGACACGGAGGCGUGAAUCAGCUGGGGGGUGUUUUCGUGAACGGCCGCCCUCUCCCCGAUGUCGUUCGCCAAAGGAUCGUGGAGCUCGCCCACCAAGGCGUCCGGCCGUGUGACAUCUCCCGGCAGCUCCGCGUCAGCCACGGCUGUGUCAGCAAAAUCCUCGGCAAGUAUUAUGAAACCGGGAGUAUUAAGCCUGGAGUGAUUGGAGGAUCAAAACCAAAGGUCGCCACACCCAAAGUCGUUGAAAAAAUUGCAGAGUACAAACGCCAAAAUCCCACCAUGUUUGCCUGGGAGAUCAGGGACAGACUCCUUGCUGAGCGAGUGUGUGACAACGACACCGUGCCCAGCGUCAGCUCCAUUAACAGGAUCAUAAGGACCAAGGUGCAGCAGCCACCCAAUCAGCAGGUCCCGGCUUCCAGUCACAGCAUAGCCUCCACGGGAUCCGUGACCCAGGUGUCCUCUGUGAGCACGGACUCGGCCGGCUCGUCCUACUCCAUCAGCGGGAUCCUGGGCAUCGCCUCGCCGGGCGCCGAGAGCAGCAAGCGCAAGCGGGACGAAGGUAUUCAGGAAUCUCCAGUACCAAACGGCCAUUCUCUACCAAGCAGAGAUUUUCUUCGGAAGCAGAUGCGAGGAGACCUUUUCACCCAGCAGCAGCUAGAAGUGUUGGAUCGUGUCUUUGAGAGGCAACAUUAUUCUGACAUUUUCACAACAACUGAGCCCAUCAAACCAGAGCAGUGGUGCUCCAUGCUGAUGAGACAGUGCGUGGUACAACCGCAGGCAGUCAUUUUUCAGGCAACAGAAUACUCAGCCAUGGCCUCACUAGCUGGUGGAUUGGAUGACAUGAAGGCCAAUAUAACCAGCCCUACUUCGGCAGAUUUGGGAGCAAGUGUUCCUGGGCCUCAGUCCUAUCCUAUUGUCACAGGUCGCGAGCUGGCAAGUACAACCCUCCCAGGAUACCCUCCACACGUCCCUCCUGCUGGACAGGGCAGCUACUCCGCUCCAGCACUGACAGGAAUGGUGCCUGGGAGCGAGUUUUCUGGGAGCCCAUACAGCCACCCACAAUAUUCAACAUACAAUGACUCCUGGAGGUUUCCCAACCCUGGACUCCUGGGCUCCCCCUACUACUACAGCGCCACCGCCCGCGGAGCAGCCGCGCCCGCUGCGGCCGCCGCCUACGACCGCCACUGA
Melospiza georgiana is the source of this 1233-nucleotide messenger RNA. It is a transcript of the gene PAX5, whose product is annotated as paired box 5. The record is from RefSeq and is a predicted model, not a curated record. Gene Ontology annotation, biological process: regulation of transcription by RNA polymerase II; anatomical structure development. Gene Ontology annotation, molecular function: RNA polymerase II cis-regulatory region sequence-specific DNA binding; DNA-binding transcription factor activity, RNA polymerase II-specific. The transcript has 12 exons. NCBI's taxonomy places the organism in Eukaryota, Metazoa, Chordata, Aves, Passeriformes, Passerellidae. Bases 1 to 1233 code for a protein of 410 amino acids.